AACUCACGUAAACAGGCGAGAAUGGAGGUUUGGGGCCAUGACGUCGAGUAUUGGAAUGUUAGUGCCUGGAGUGCCUCGUAACUUCUGCUACGACGACUUUAGUAUCGCGGAAAAUGCCAUCGACUCCAGGGCUUGCACUCGCCGAUCACGUUUCUAGUCCGAAUGCGCGGCGCAGCCCAAACCGACAUACCUCGUACCUGAACGACCUCCUACUUCACUCUUGAAAACGACCCUUCAUACCAUGAUCCAUUUGUCUUCAUUAUUACACUGUGCCAGCAAACGAUCCUCGUACUCCAUCUGAUCUUACCCGACUGCCACACUGUUGUGUGUCACUUCCUCCAGAGGCGCACUCUCCAGCACCCUCUCUCCCUCCUAUAUUCUUUUGAUCCGACCACAACACACCCGAGCCACAAACUUUGAUCAACACAUCAUCAAUAAUCACUCUGAAACACUGACUAAACCCUGAACAAAAUCAUUGAAUUCUCCAUACAAGAUCGAAACCUCCCCAUUACACUCAGAAUCCACAUCCAAGCAAGCGAACAUGCCUAAUAGAGGGCCCACCUUGAUCAAUUUGCCGCCUCCCCCAUCUGACCCGGCCACACCCAGCGAGAUGGGCCCUGGGACUCCGAAUUCGACCACCACCUCCCUCUCAACAUUAUCUGUCGUUGCGAUCAAAGACGGUGCAAUGGGCCAUGGCGGCAGAGGUGCUACUUCAUCAGCAAACACCCUAGAAGCCGAACGAGCCGAUCGAAUUUCACGUCUUGCUGGACUAGAAAGGGUCGGUGCGUCUCGGCCAACACCACUCGGGCAUCUGGCUCCUGGAUCGGGUGGUGUCUAUGGCCAAGGCUUUGACAACGUUCCGCAGUUCAAGGAGCGCAGUACUGUUGGAAGCGCAAGUGCAACAGGCAGCGUUGGUGGUAGAACAACAUGGGCUAGUGGCAGCAUUGACUACGACGCAGAUAAGAUGAGCGAAGACCAAGAGGAUGGAGUUUCCAGUACCGGUGGAUUUUCUGACGAGGACAAGGCCAGCUUGGUGGGCUUCGGCGAAGGUGCAGGAAGCACCGUAAGUGGUCCAGUCUCUACGCCCUACGCCACACGCGCUUCAGUCUCUCGAACCAGUACCGGGGUCAAUGCGCCAUCAACACCUCGGACGGGUACGAUGCCGGCUUUUGGAUCAGGUCAGAGCACGCCUAUGAGUGGCAUCACCCCCAGCGCUGCGGCUGGCAGCAUGGACCCGAAGAUGAUGGAUGGGAUGAGCUACGAUCAAGACAUAGUGGACACGACCAUGCAACCAGCACCACCUGUUGAUCAGUCUGCAGAAGGUCACGGUCACCGGUUCUCAGGAUUUGGCACAGAGGUUGCUGAGGGUAUCAUGCGGGAUAGGCUAAACCCCAGUGGCCAGCCUCAUUCCUCACUGGGAAGCGCUGAUGGUCAGACCUUGGGCAAGUUUCCAUUCGAGAAAGAGUAGACCAUGCUUGACUCCUUGUGAUGCCUUUGCAGUGCAGACGAGAGCAUUCCAUGAAACCCCUCGGGUGUUUUUCUUUGCGACGAAUUCUUAUGGAAGAGCGGAAUUUUAUUUGGGAUGUACGAUAUCACGGCGCAAUGGUGAUGAAGCUGGGAGCAGGUCCUGCCAAUGUGAGAAGGAAUCGACUCUAGAGCGUGGCGCUUUGAAGACGAGCCUUUGUAGGCCUGGUCUCUUGUUCUGUUUGGAGACCUUGAAAUGCGUUAAGAUUCUUUCAGGGAAUUACUUGUACUAUUAGGUAUCCGUAGAAGGAGCGCAAUUCCAUUCUGGCGGGAACUUAUGUGGA
Exophiala oligosperma is the source of this 1808-nucleotide messenger RNA. RefSeq lists its product as uncharacterized. The record is from RefSeq and is a predicted model, not a curated record. The coding region runs from base 542 to 1468 and encodes 308 amino acids. The transcript has 2 exons. Lineage: Eukaryota; Fungi; Ascomycota; Eurotiomycetes; Chaetothyriales; Herpotrichiellaceae.